This is a messenger RNA of Molossus molossus (Pallas's mastiff bat), 792 nucleotides long. Its product is annotated as interferon alpha-inducible protein 27-like protein 2. Bases 162 to 644 code for a protein of 160 amino acids. NCBI's taxonomy places the organism in Eukaryota, Metazoa, Chordata, Mammalia, Chiroptera, Molossidae. Gene Ontology annotation, biological process: apoptotic signaling pathway. The record is from RefSeq and is a predicted model, not a curated record. Gene Ontology annotation, cellular component: membrane; mitochondrion. The transcript is spliced from 6 exons.
AGUUUCUUGUAAAACAGCUGACCCUACUCCCUGCAUUCCUGGGGGUGGAGAGGCUCCACCCAUCCCAACUCGAGCCCUUAAGUGGUGGGGAGGCAGCGCCACAGUUCAGAAAACCUCUUCUCUAGGUUUGGCUCCUCUGACUGCUACUCACCCUGCACACCAUGGAAAGCAUCCUAGCCUCUUCCCUCCUUGCCAAGGUUACAUCAGUAGCGACCCUGGCCAAAGCUGGAGGGGCUGCCUCUGGCAGUUUCCUGGCCGGAUUGUCAACCACGGGGCUCACUCUGACAUCCAAGGCUGCCCUGGGCUCGGCUGCAUCAACCGUGGGGUCCCUGCUGGGAUCCCCUGCUGCAGCCCUGACUGCUUUGCCAUUUGGAGCCAAGGCUGCUGCAGCAGUGAUCGGAGGAGCUGUCACCGUCGGUGCAGUGCCUGUGGUGCUGGGCGCCGUAGGCUUCACUGGGGCAGGAAUCACCGCCUCCUCCUUAGCGGCCAAAAUGAUGUCAGUGGCCGCCAUCGCCAAUGGGGGCGGAGUAGCUUCUGGCAGCCUGGUAGCGACUCUACAGUCCAUAGGAGCAGCUGGACUGUCCCUGUCAUCCAAAAUCGCCGUGGGCUCUGCGGGGUCUGCUCUGGUAGCCCUCGUGGUAUAGCUCCCUGUUCCUUCCAGCGCAGAGAAGAGGACAACUUGGGACCCUGCUCAGCAACCUGAUUCAAUGGGCACCAAACCUGGGGUAACAAUAUGCCAUAUGCUGUACCCCCUUGAAAAAACAAAGAAUAAAAAUGAGUUGUUGCCCUGGC